Molecule: messenger RNA, 4552 nt
Organism: Perognathus longimembris pacificus (Pacific pocket mouse)
Lineage: Eukaryota; Metazoa; Chordata; Mammalia; Rodentia; Heteromyidae
Gene: Slc4a5
Product: solute carrier family 4 member 5
Exons: 26
Coding region: 245-3340 (1031 amino acids)
Biological process (GO): renal system process; regulation of intracellular pH; bicarbonate transport
Cellular component (GO): plasma membrane
Molecular function (GO): sodium:bicarbonate symporter activity; monoatomic anion transmembrane transporter activity; solute:inorganic anion antiporter activity
Source: RefSeq, a predicted model, not a curated record
GAAGGUGGAAGAAGAGAAGGCUGGGGUAGGAAAGCUGGACCCCACAGGCUACAAAAGAAGACAUCCAGGUCAAGACCGCCCUUCCAUUCAUAUUGGACUUCCAAUCUCUAGUUACUCAAAAAGAAAAGGUGACCAGAAGGGAUAUCCUUCAGGCCUGCAAAAAGUUCACUGGAGUCUUCAGCCAGAUAAGCCACAGCAGGAACUGACCACCCCAGGAAAAGGGACCAGCAGUCAAAGAAGCAGCAUGGAUCUUAUCAGCAGAACUCGGUCUCCAGCUGCUGAGCAGCUCCAGGACAUCCUGGGGGAGGAAGAUGAGGCUCCCAACCCCACCCUCUUCACAGAGAUGGACACUCUGCAGCAUGAUGGAGACCAGAUGGAGUGGAAGGAGUCAGCCAGGUGGAUAAAAUUUGAAGAAAAGGUAGAGGAAGGUGGUGAACGCUGGAGCAAGCCCCACGUGUCCACGCUGUCCCUGCACAGCCUCUUCGAGCUCCGCACCUGCCUGCAGACAGGGACAGUACUGCUGGAUCUGGACAGUGGCUCCCUACCACAGAUCAUAGAUGACGUCAUUGAGAAGCAGAUUGAAGAUGGGCUUCUGCGGCCAGAGCUCAGGGAACGGGUCAGCUACGUCCUCCUGAGGAAGCAUCGUCAUCAAACCAAGAAGCCCAUCCACCGCUCCUUAGUGGACAUUGGAAAGUCAGUCUCUUCUACCACAAAUCGCAGCCCUGCCCGGAGCCCUGCAGCUGGCCCAAGUUUACGCCGGUCCACUGAGGACCUAAGGAUGCGGCAAAGUGCAAAUUAUGGACAUCUGUGUCAUGCCCAGAGCAGAAGCAUGAAUGACAUUUCCCGCAACCCAAACAUAGACCAGCGGAAAAACAAAUUCAUGAAGAAGAUCCCUAAGGACUCAGAAGCUUCCAAUGUGCUUGUGGGUGAGGUGGACUUCCUGGACCAACCAUUCAUUGCAUUUGUGCGUCUCAUCCAUUCUGCUAUGCUGGGGGGAGUGACUGAGGUACCUGUUCCUACCAGAUUUCUGUUCAUACUGCUGGGACCUUCUGGGAGAGCAAAGUCCUACAAUGAGAUUGGUCGUGCUAUUGCAACCCUCAUGGUGGAUGACCUCUUCAGUGGUGUGGCCUAUAAAGCCCGCAAUCGGGAAGAUCUGAUUGCAGGAAUCGAUGAGUUUCUAGAUGAGGUCAUUGUCCUUCCCCCUGGAGAAUGGGACCCAAAUAUCCGAAUUGAGCCGCCCAAGAAAGUGCCCUCUGCUGACAAGAGGAAAUCGGUCUUCUCUCUAGCGGAGCUAGGCCAGAUGAAUGGCUCUGUGGGCGGAGGUGGCACCGGGGCUGGAGGUGGAGGUGGCGGCAGUGCAGCUGGCGGCAGCGGUGUAGGCGGAGCUGGCAGCAGGGAGGAGGCAGAGAUGCCGGCUGCACACGAAAUCGGGGAGGAGCUCAUCUGGACAGGAAGGUUCUUCGGUGGAUUGUGUCUGGAUGUCAAGAGAAAGCUUCCUUGGUUCCCAAGUGACUUCUAUGAUGGUUUCCACCUUCAGUCCAUCUCUGCCAUCCUAUUCAUCUACCUCGGCUGUAUCACCAAUGCAAUCACCUUUGGUGGGCUUCUGGGGGAUGCCACCGACAAUUAUCAGGGAGUGAUGGAGAGCUUCCUGGGCACUGCCAUGGCUGGCUCCUUGUUCUGCCUCUUCUCAGGACAGCCUCUCAUCAUUCUCAGCAGCACGGGACCCAUCCUCAUCUUCGAGAAACUCCUCUUUGAUUUUAGCAAAGGCAAUGGCUUAGACUACAUGGAGUUCCGACUCUGGAUUGGCCUACACUCAGCCAUCCAGUGCCUUAUCCUGGUGGCCACAGAUGCCAGCUUUAUCAUCAAGUAUAUUACCCGCUUCACAGAGGAGGGAUUCUCCACCCUCAUCAGCUUCAUCUUCAUCUAUGAUGCUAUCAAGAAGAUGAUCGGUGCCUUUAGGUACUACCCUAUCAACAUGGACUUCAAGCCUGACUCCAUUACCACCUACAAGUGCGAGUGUGUUGCUCCAGACACAGCGAAUACAACUGUGUUCAAUGCCUCAGCCCCACUGGCACCAAACACCAAUGCUUCUCUGUACAACCCCCUUAACCUCACAGCUCUGGACUGGUCCCUGCUGAGCAAGAAGGAGUGUCUGAGCUAUGGUGGCCGCCUGCUGGGAAACUCAUGCCAGUUCAUCCCAGAUCUGGCACUAAUGUCCUUCAUCCUUUUCUUCGGGACAUACUCCAUGACCUUAACACUGAAGAAAUUCAAAUUCAGCCGUUAUUUUCCUACCAAGGUCCGAGCCCUCGUGGCUGAUUUUUCCAUUGUUUUCUCCAUCCUGAUGUUCUGUGGAAUUGAUGCCUGCUUUGGUCUGGAAACCCCCAAACUGCACGUGCCUAAUGUCAUCAAGCCCACAAGGCCUGACCGAGGCUGGUUUGUGGCCCCUUUUGGGAAGAAUCCGUGGUGGGUGUACCUGGCGAGCAUCCUGCCCGCCUUGCUGGUGACCAUCUUGAUCUUCAUGGACCAGCAGAUCACAGCUGUCAUUGUCAACCGGAAGGAAAACAAGCUGAAGAAAGCUGCUGGCUACCAUCUGGACCUGUUCUGGGUGGGCAUCCUCAUGGCACUGUGCUCCUUCACGGGGCUCCCUUGGUACGUAGCUGCCACAGUCAUCUCCAUCGCCCACAUUGACAGCCUCAAGAUGGAGACGGAGACCAGCGCCCCUGGGGAGCAACCUCAGUUCCUGGGGGUCAGGGAGCAGAGAGUAACUGGCAUCAUUGUUUUCAUCCUGACGGGAAUCUCUGUCUUCCUGGCUCCCAUCCUGAAGUACAUCCCCAUGCCAGUGCUGUAUGGAGUCUUCCUCUACAUGGGUGUGGCAUCGCUGAAUGGCAUACAGUUCUGGGACCGCUGCAAGCUCUUCUUGAUGCCUGCUAAGCACCAGCCAGACUAUGCCUUCCUGCGCCACGUGCCUCUACGCCGCAUCCACCUCUUCACCCUUGUGCAGAUCCUCUGCUUGGCAGUGCUCUGGAUCCUCAAGUCCACCGUGGCUGCCAUCAUCUUCCCAGUUAUGAUCCUAGGCCUUAUUAUUGUUCGAAGGCUUCUGGACUUCAUCUUCUCCCAGCAUGAUCUGGCCUGGAUUGACAACAUCCUCCCCGAGAAGGAGAAAAAGGAGACAGACAAGAAGAAGAAAAGGAAAGGAGCCCAUGAGGACAGUGAUGACGAGCCCCAGUUCCUUCCUCCCUCAGUUAUAAAGAUUCCUAUGGAAAGUGUCCAAUCAGAUCCCCAAAAUGGUAUCCACUGCAUUGCCAGAAAAAGAUCUUCCAGUUGGAGUUACUCACUCUGAUUCUUCCUUCAGUGGCUCAGAACUUGAUCGAAGCAUCACCUUGCACUUCAAAAUCUCUUGUCCAGCUUCACCUGCUUUCAGCUACCCACGGAACCCCGUCUUCAUGGUGCCACAGGUGAAGAUAGAAAUGGAAUCUGAUUAUGACUUCUCGGACAUAGAGGAGUAUGGAAGAGAGGCCAAUGGUGAAACCACCCUAUAGGACAAUGCAGCGUCUCCCGGCUGGGGAUAGGGUGAGAGGUGUUAGUCUUCAUUGUGGGAGUCUGGAUCAAACUUCUUGGUGCCUGUUUCCUUAUGGGGCCUCCAGCCUGAUAGAAAACUGGAGAUCUUUCAAUGAAGAGUUCUACUUAAAUGCUUAGCUCUUCCCUUCCUUCUGCAGUUACUUAAAUACCUAAUAUAGAAUAUUCCUCUAUAAUGUAGUCCAGAUAAAUUGUAUUUCUUUUGAAAUGAAUGUCUCCCCAAAUACUAAGAUAAAUGGGCAAUAGUUCGUUUAUAUCUAAAACACCAAUUACAUUUUUAAAGGUUAUAUUUAUAUCUAGAUGGUUUGGAAGAACUUUUGUCAGUUAAUGAAUUAAUGCAGAACUAGUACAUCUGACUAAACAGUGCUCACUAAAGUGAAAUCUCAACCAUGUCAGAUCAACAAAAUGACCCUUUAUAUCACUGGGUUUUCACACUUGGAAUCAAAGUGUGAUUUGGGUAGGUCCUGCCUGCAGUUUUCCAUGGCUGAUUCCCAAAAUCAAACUUCCAUUCACAUGAACAUUUUAUGUUAGACAACAUUUGGGGAGAUUAUAACUUUGUAAUGUUAAUCAAACCAGUAGUUUAAAGUAAUGAUUGGAAAUUAUUUGGGUAGAUUAUAUUAAACUAGUUAUUUAAAAAAAAACUUUUUCCCAGGAAAAUUAAAAUUGGACAUUUUCAAUUUUACAUUAAAUGAACAUCAACAAUGUCUAUAUUAAUUCUACAGCUACAAAGAACCUGACAGUUUCUUUACCAAAAACAACUAUAGAUUUAAAUUGAGUAAAUCACCUUGGUUAGUUCAAGUGAUGACAAAUCCAGGUACUUUUUCAUUCAUUCAUUUUGUUUUUAAAGACAAAUGAGACUAGAUCACUAUCACUUCAGAGCCCAGCAUACUGUAUUGGCCCAUAUAAAGUUCUUAUUAAGUGUUCAUUAAUGUUAAUCUUGGGCUGGGAAUGUGGCUUAGUGGCAAAGUGCUUGCCU